Leguminivora glycinivorella is the source of this 3889-nucleotide messenger RNA. It is a transcript of the gene yki, whose product is annotated as transcriptional coactivator yorkie. NCBI's taxonomy places the organism in Eukaryota, Metazoa, Arthropoda, Insecta, Lepidoptera, Tortricidae. Gene Ontology annotation, cellular component: nucleus; cytoplasm. Gene Ontology annotation, molecular function: transcription coactivator activity; protein binding. The record is from RefSeq and is a predicted model, not a curated record. The transcript is spliced from 6 exons. Bases 150 to 1442 code for a protein of 430 amino acids. Gene Ontology annotation, biological process: hippo signaling; positive regulation of transcription by RNA polymerase II.
CGGGGGGCGCCCGAGCGUGCGUCAGUCGCGCAGCGAGCGCUAAUCCACAAGUACGUCGGGUGGCGCUCCGCCGACCCGUUCGCGUGCUAGUGUUGUGUCACAACGGUGGGCCAAGUCGGUUUCGAGAUAAAUUCGUUCCGGCACACACCAUGGCUCUAAACUCUGAUAGUGAACAGAAAUCGAACCUGGUCCUGCGCGUGGACCAGGAUUCGGACUCGGUUCUACAGUCAUUGUUUGACACAGUGCUUAAACCAGACUCGAAACGACCGCUACAGGUGCCUCUGCGUAUGCGACAGCUUCCAAAGUCGUUCUUUAACCCGCCGUCGACCGGUUCCAAGUCACCGUCUGUGUCUCACUCGCGAGAGAACUCGGCCGACUCGGCGUUCGGGUCGUCGUCGGCGACAGGAGCGACACCAGUGUCGCACUCUAGGGCACACUCGUCGCCAGCGAGCCUGCAACAGACGUAUGCGGCCGGUCAACAGACUCAACAACCCCCUCUACACCACCAGCAUUCAAAACAAAGAUCAUAUGACGUCGGCUCACAUAUCCCGGACGAACUAGGGCCACUGCCAUCAGGCUGGGAGCAGGCACGCACUCCUGAAGGACAGAUAUACUAUCUCAACCACAUAACAAAGACGACAACAUGGGAGGACCCGCGCAAGUCCCUGGCAGCGCAGAGCGUCACCGCGGGCGUGCAGCACCAGAGCGCGGAGACCCUCCUCGCGACGCCGGCGGCACAGACGGUGCCCGCCGCGCCAGCACCAGCAGCGAAGAGUACAAGUAGUAACACGACAGACCUGGGACCGCUGCCCGACGGCUGGGAGCAGGCCGCGACGCCCGAGGGGGAGAUCUACUUCAUCAACCAUGCCGCCCGCACCACUUCCUGGUUCGACCCAAGAAUACCGCAGCACCUGCAGCGCACGCCGGCGGCGGGCGCGGGCGCGGCAGGCGGCGGCUGGGUGAACAGCGCGACGCUGCAGCAGAAGAUGCGCCUGCAGUCGCUGCAGCUCGAGCGCGAGCGCCUCAAGCAGCGCCAACAUGAGAUCAGAUUACAGCAAGAGAUGAUGGCGCGGCAAGCGUCCUCGUCCAUAGUAUCAUCCCUGACGUCAUCGGUGAGCGCCAACAGCGAGCCGGCGCUCGACCCCUUCCUCUCCGGCCUCAGCGAGCACCAGCGCCAAGAAUCCGCUGACUCCGGCCUCGGCAUGGCCGUAGCCUCCUACACGCCUGAAGACUUCUUGGCUAUGGACGACCGUAUGGACUGCAGCAGCGAGGCUGGCGCUGGACUGGAUACAGAUAUAGCGCUCACGGACAACCUCGACUCCACGGAUGACCUCAAUACUUUACAGAUGGGGGAAUUCACGGCAGAUAUAUUGUUGGACGACGUGCAGUCGCUGAUCAACUCGACGCCCAACAAGCCCGACAACGUGCUGACCUGGCUCUAGAGCCGGCUGCAGACGCGUGUAUAUCGUGUACAGACAUUACUAGUUGCGUGUGUUUGUGUGCUCGUGUGACUGAUGUCGGUACGGUGUGACUCACGUGUAAGUAACAGUAUUGUUUUUUUGAAGUCUCUGCAUUUAUUCAAACGAGAUAGAUUACGCUCUGUAUAAUCGCUUAACUUAACAGUGAAAGGGCAUUCGACGGCGCUUUCGAUUACGACUUCUGCGUUAAGUAUUAUAUAAUGUAUACUGUACAGUGUCCGUUUCGGUUAAGUGCAAAAUGUAAAGCUAUGGACAUUGCCAAGUAGGUACCCCUAGUGGUAGGCCAUGACUGUAAUGAUGGCUAGUCACUAUGUAAAGCGUCCUCGCCUGUGGAGCUCGCGCGCGCACGAGGAUAUGACUCGUAGUUUCGAUGCAAGCCUUCUUUCUUCGCCGAAAGUAGCAGUGUUGCAAUACUAAUAGUGAGCUAGGUUUCCAGUAAUCUUUAGCUUUAAGACUAAUGGAAAUCCUAUCCUUUCUUGACUAAGUAGGUAUAAAUGAACUGGAUGAGGUUUAAUCGACUUUAAAUAUUAAAAUUGUGAUAACAUCUCGAUAGAACAGUGCCUUGUUGUGCCUUUAUUAAAAUAUAUUUAUUGUGGUAUAUAUAUUAGGUAAAAUGAAAAUAUUUACAAGUGCAGUUUUUGAGGUGACGCCGACGUCACGCAAUCGGACAGAUCUACUUAUAGUGGGAAGUAUGUCGUUUCGCCUACCUACUUACACCGUCCUUGUGUAUUUUAUCGAGAUUAUAAAUAGGUACUCACCUGUACGCAUAAGUAUCUAUAGUUAUAUAGCUUAAUCGUAAACUAGAUAAGGAUCGCUGGCUAAAUUUCAAUUAUACACUUUUAUAAAUUAAAUUUGUUUAGAAUUUAAAAUAUGUGUAUGGGUGCAGCUAGCUAAUUAACAUUAGGGAAUAAAUGAAGAGCGGCCGAGUCAGUGCCUUAUCGUGAGCGCCUGUGCGGCGCACGCGACCCACUCGGUGCCGACCUGACUAUGAGUUGAAAGAUUAUCAUUUACCGCUACAUACUUAAGUAUUAUCGUCUUUACUAUAAUUAUUUUUCUAUCUUCUGAAUGAAGUUUGGUCAGAAAGGAAAAAUUGUGUUUUAGCCCACCUAGUCUUUAGAUUUUUUUUAAUGAAAUUUAAUACCUAACUCGAUUGAAAGUGCGACAAUAAAUUAGGACUUAAUAUGAAACGCUACAUUGAAAACUUUGCCAUAUUAGUGACGUACUAUUGUUAAUCUUAUAAGACUUAAUGUAAUCUUCGGUUUCUAUAAGCAUCUGUGUAAGUAUUGUAAGUAGACGUAACGGUGCUGGGUUUAUAGUACAUUUAACUUUGUAUUCUGUGGAUCGCCGUAUUUAACCUUUUCGCUGCCAAUGGCGAGACAUAUCAGGCAAAUAGUCAGUACAUUACAGAGUCAUAGAGACUGUGUUUGACAUGGCGCUGAAGAGGUUAAGUACGUCGUGUUCUGUAAACUUGGCCCACAUAUACUACGCUCAUAUUCUUCGGUUCAUUAUUCUGUACUCGCUAUUCAAAGUCUUACAUUAUAAUCACUUCGACAGGGCAAAGUGAAACGAUUGACAGUGUCGAUUAUACUGUAAUGCUGGCGCUAGACACGAUGUCAAAUACUAAUGCCAUCUCAGAAAUAUUUCGGUACGUGUGCAAUGUUUGAACACACAUCAACACUUACUGUUGUGUUGGCGGAGGAAUCGACGUGUAACUAUCUGAUUAUCUUAUGAAAUUUUACAAGUCACUCACCUAAAUAUUAGAAAAUAAAUCGACUGACAUACAAUCUAUAUUAGCUAAAACGUUCACAGUGCACAUUGUAGAAUUUCGUAAGACAACAGGUAGGUAUUGUAUUCCUAAGGCCUCUCUCCUGUUAUGUCUUCCAAAAGUGUUGCGAUGUUUGUUCGUGGCUGGCGCCCGCAUGACUCUGCGAACUGCCGCCCGCCGUGUCCGUCUUUACCAACACAGUAUACAAAAAACUGUAGUAGAUGUAGUAGAUGUGACGGCUGAACAAGUGUAAAUGUGUAAUUCACCAGUUAAUAUCGUUUAUUUUUCAAAUGCCUACUAUAGUUUAUCUGUUUGCACCUUCGGACACGGCGGCGCUCAUGCCGGAGCCACAAAAACAUUCCAUACAGCUAACGGUCCCCGCUUUUAUGUACACAGAAUAAUAUUCAGAACAAUAUUAUAUUUCAUAAUCGUUUAUUUCUUAAGUAGGUGUAGCCGUCAUAAGUUUAAUACAUAUCUUACUGGCUACUGGCCGACCGCCAAUGCGAGUUUUCUUUGUAGUAAGUUAUGUUUCGUGUAUCUAUGUUACGACAAUGAAAUUUAUGGUUAGAAAAUUAAUUUACAAUAAUUUCAUUGUAGAUAUUAGAUAUUCUUAUAUGAAUUAAAUAAAUAUUUGUUUUAAUACAUA